Molecule: messenger RNA, 4217 nt
Organism: Acanthochromis polyacanthus (spiny chromis)
Lineage: Eukaryota; Metazoa; Chordata; Actinopteri; Pomacentridae
Gene: stx2b
Product: syntaxin 2b
Exons: 10
Coding region: 390-1265 (291 amino acids)
Biological process (GO): synaptic vesicle fusion to presynaptic active zone membrane; exocytosis; intracellular protein transport
Cellular component (GO): synaptic vesicle; presynaptic active zone membrane; SNARE complex
Molecular function (GO): SNARE binding; SNAP receptor activity
Source: RefSeq, a predicted model, not a curated record
AGGAGAGAGGUAGGAGAAGAGGCGUAUCCCAGAGAAUGAUGUGGAUCUGUUACGGAACCUGCGCGCUAGAGCAGUGAGAAAUAUCGACACACCGUUGACCAAAAGCAGCAGUUUCAGGGUUUUUUUGUGUGUGUGGAUGUUACUUUUUUUUAACGUCUUGGUUUGGAUAGAAUUAAACUUUAUACCCGUUGACACGCUCUCUUCCUGAUUUUGCCGUCUCGUAACCGUGUUAAUGUGGGCCUGGAUAUCACGGAUAAACUGAUCUCUAACAAAAAUUUAAACUAGCCAUCUGGACCUCAGUCCGCGGCUCAAUGUUCCUCGACACAUGGAGACUUCCAGGAUGAUGUUUUACUAGAGUUGCCUGACCGGGAGACGAGCUGAUCGGUGGGAUGAAGGACCGCCUGGCUGAACUGACAGCUAGCAACACACAAGCAGAGGAGGAAGUCACAGUGGACAGAGAUGGCUUCAUGGAGAGCUUUUUCAGAAGGGUGGAAGAAGUUCGGGCACUCAUUGAUAAGAUCUCCUACCACGUGGAAGAGGUGAGGAAGAUUCACAGCAUGAUCCUGUCUGCACCCAACCCAGAUGACAGAACAAAGGACCAACUGGGUGCGCUGACCAACGACAUCAAAGGGAACGCCAAUGUGGUGCGAACGAAACUAAAAUCCAUGGAGCAGAGCAUGCCCAAAGAUGAUGUAGCCCACAGAGCCUCUGUUGACUUCAGGAUCCAGAAGACUCAGCACACUGUGCUGUCCAGGAAGUUUGUGGAGGUCAUGACCCAGUACAACGAGACUCAAGUGUCCUUUCGGGAGAGAAGCAAAGGAAGGAUCCAGAGACAAUUAGAGAUAACUGGAAGAGUGACCACCAGUGAAGAACUGGAGGACAUGUUAGAAAGUGGAAAUCCUUCAAUCUUCACGUCUGAUAUCAUUUCUGAUUCCCAGAUCACACGUCAGGCCUUAAAUGAGAUCGAGUCCCGACACCAGGACAUCAUGCGUUUGGAGACGAGCAUCAGAGAGCUGCAUGCCAUGUUCAUGGACAUGGCGAUGCUGGUGGAAACUCAGGGCGAUAUGGUCAACAACAUUGAGAAGAAUGUCUCCAAUGCAGCUGAAUACAUAUGCAGUGCAAAAGAAGAGACCAAAAAAGCAGUGAGGUACCAGAAGAAAUCCCGGAGGAAAUACAUUAUCCUUGCCUUUGCUCUGUUGAUCCUGCUUGCUGUCAUUGCACUAAUUGUUGGCCUGUCUGUCGGACUAACCAAACCCCCCAUAUGAGCCCCACUGUGAUAACUGCGUGAGGUAACAACACAUCCACACCCACAGCAUCCAUUUCUGAAAGCAGACAUCCAUCCAUCCAUUCAUUUAUUAUUAAUCCAUUCAUUUGUUUAUCUGUGAACCGUGUUUAGGAUUUACAAACAGCUCUUUCUUCGGUACAGCCACUAACUCCGACUCCUGGUUUGUCCUGUGUUUGACAGAAACUCCUCUUCCUCGCCAUGUGUGGAGGUUUACUGCUUUUACUCAUCAUAUUAGUUGGAGUCUUUGAGUAAUGGAUUUCAUGGUUCACAACCUCACAGCAACCUGCUGCUCCUGUAGUGAAGAAGCUUUGACCAGCUUCAUAAUAAGACUGUCAUUCACUAUCCAACAGCAUUACAGAGACCAUCUUUAGAGAAUAAUCAAGUAAGUACUGUAAAAUGUGUGCAAUGAACUUUGCAACAGUAACAUCACACCUCUUGGUACAAAGUUCUGUACAGCUAGAAUAUAAAAACCUGACUGACACUGCAUCAGAUUUCUACUCUGGUGGAUGUUCUUUGCCAUAUUUUCAUGUUGAAAAUCACUUACUUGUGCUAUUAGCCUUAAAGUAAUAGUUUGAACUUUUGUGAAUUUAUUUGCCCUCUUAUUGAGAGUUAGAUCAAAAGAUACCACCCUCAUGUCGUGCAGUAGCUAAACUAAUCUUAUCUGCUGCUUUCUGUAGCUUCAUACACUACCCUCCAAAAAAAGUCACACACUCUAAUACUUUGUUGGACUGCCUUAAGCUUUGAGUAUGGCAUGGAUUCACUGUGGCAUCAUUUCAAUAAGCCUCUGCUAUGUCACAGCAUUUAUUUCUGUCCAGAGAUGCAUUAAUUUUUCACUGAGAUUUUAUAUUGAUGAUGGGAGAGUCAGACCGCUGCGCGAAGUCUCCUCCAGAACAUCCUAAAGAUAAUCAGUGGGGCUGAGGUCUGGACUCUGUGGAGGUCAAUCCAUGUGUGAAAAUGAUGUCUUAUGCUCCUUGAACCACUCAUUCUCAGUGUGAGCCCCAUGAAUCCUGACAUUGUCAUCUUAGGAUAUGAGGGAAGAAAAACUCCACUGAUGUAAAGACCUGGUCAUUCAGUGUAUUCAGGUAUUCAGCUGACCUCAUUCUUUGGGACCAUAACGUUGCUGAACCUGACCAACCCCAAAUCAUAACCCUAACCCCCACAGGCUUGUAGACACCAGGCUCACUUCAUCUGCUUCUCUUCUUAAACUGAUGCUGUGAUCACUUUGGAACAGGGUAAAUUUUGACUCAUCAGACCACAUGACCUUCUUUCAUUGCUCCAGAGUCUAAUCUUUAUGCUACCUAGCAAACUGAAGCCUUUUUUUCCCAUUUAGCCUCACUGAUCGGUGGUUUUCUUAGAGCGACAGCUGUUUAACCCCAAUCCCCUGAGUCCCCUUUGUAUUGUGCGUGUGGAAAUGCUCUUACUUUCACUAAUUAACAUAGCCGUGAGUUCUACUGCUGAAUUCUUAUUUUAUGACUUCACCAAACGUUAAAGUGAUCUCCGAUCAUGAUCAUCUAAGAGUUUGUUCUGACCACAUUUGUUCCUCGAAGAUGAUGGUUCACUAGCCUAGUCACGCUAGACAACCCACGGCAACGAAUUUAAUUCUCUGCCAGGGUGGGUCUAGUUACCCUCCAUAAGGCUCGAGGCUGGAUGCUCCUAAAACUGGCCGGACCAAUCACCAUGAAGUGAAGAGUCAGAAGGCGGGCGUAACUAAGUGACGACAGAGGCGCGACGAUUCUGACAGAAACAACCGGCGCAUAAUAAACAGUUAUCUUUCGACUCGGCUUUGGCCACAGCCCUUAAAGAUUUGAAGCUAAAAUUCAACUUGAAAGAUAAACAAAGGACAGCACUGAAGUGCUUCAUUGAGAAGAAAGACGUAUUUGGACUUAUGCCGACGGGAUAUGGCAUAUCUUUAAUAUACCAGUUGGAUUGUGGCUAAUGGGACUUAGCCACAAUCCGGCGCUCCAGGAACUACGUCAGCCUAUUCGUUGCGCUGAUUGGUUGUAUACCUACCCAAUUGCUGCAGAGUGAUUUGAAAGACAACCUUUUAGCCUGCCUCCCUUCAUGUCGAGCGUUCCUAGACCCUUGUGCCUUAAGAGCUGGGUCUAGUGCGGCUAGGCUAAUGGUUCACCACCAUCCUUCAGGUUUUAGUAAUGCAUUUGGACGGUUGUGGAUGGAAAUGAGAAGCUCCUCACUGCAUCAGGUUAAAUAAGUUGUUGCAGCUGGAACAUAUUCAUCACUGCAGUAAUUAUCCAAUGGUAGGAUCUUACCUAUUUGUUUAGUUAAAUCCAGGUGGCGACUUUAUUUUUGGACAGAAAGUGUAUUUAUCACACAGACAUAUCAGUUUUCUAAUAAAAUGCAACAAGAAAACAAACAAGCAUUUUACCCACAUUGUCAAACUAUUGGUUUGACAGUUAAGAGAUUUGACAAUUGUUUCUCUCUGUAUACAUCGAUUGUAUAAUUUGUGUUUACAUGUUCAAGUGAAUCGUCACCUGUUGUAUAUUUACUGGAAUUCAUGUGAACUGAAUGUAAAACUGCUACACCUCAGGAGUCCUUUAGAGGUAGACAAAUGUAAAAUAUAUAUACAUUUGCUAUAAUGUUUCUAGUUAACUGUGUCUCAGUCAGGCAAAAAUAUUUUCAGCUCAGUGAAACGGAAUUUAUUAUUUCAUUUAAUGACUCUGAAUGAGAAACUUUUUAAAAAGUGCCUUCUUCUUGACUUUCUAGUAGGAAACUUUUACUUAUUUAUCAGUGUGUGAUGACUGAAAUGCUAGGUGUGAAAAAAGUCAUGCAGUAAUGUAGGACUCUUGGAUGAUUAUUUCAAGAGCACACAUUUUCAUUUUGUUACUCUUUUUCUCUUCCCUUCUGUAUUUUAUAUCACAGCAGAAUAAUGAAGUCAUGUAAUUAAAUAAUAAAGAGUAAAAAUGUUUGUGCUGAA